Messenger RNA from Hydra vulgaris (swiftwater hydra), 4426 nucleotides. NCBI's taxonomy places the organism in Eukaryota, Metazoa, Cnidaria, Hydrozoa, Anthoathecata, Hydridae. The record is from RefSeq and is a predicted model, not a curated record.
AAUGUUGGAGAACACUUAAAAGGUAAAAUGCAUAAUUUAAAACCUGGCCCUGAAUAUUAUAUGCUUCUAAAAAGUGCUAAGAGUUACAAAUUACAAGAUCCUUCUGAGUCACCAAGUAAAAUUAAAGAAAAAUACAAAUCAUUUUCUCCUGCAACUAUAUCAACUGUUACAAAAGAUCAGCUACAAGUGGACUUUAAUAUUCAAACUCAAAUAGCUACUGAUCCAUUUGAAAGAGAAGAAUUAAUAAAGUCUGACUCAAAAGAAGAAGAAUUAAGAAAGUCUGAUCAAGUUUUAAGCAGCCAUUUAUCUACUGAAUCUACUGAACCAUCAGUUGUUGAUUUUGUUACUUUUAAUAAUAAAAAUGAAAUUGGUGAUAUUCAAAGUGAUGCUUUUGAUGAAGAUGAUAAUAAUGAUGAUGAUGGUGAUUAUAUACCCUCUGAGCAAGAGAGUGAUGAAGAAACAUUAAAAAAACUUUCUCCAUCUAUUGAAGAUUUGUUAAACGAUUUUUAUCAUUAUCUUACAGGACCUGAUAGAGCUAGAAAAAGUAGAUCUAUUGAAAGGGUUAAAAAUGACGUUAAAAGGAUUUUUUUGGCUGUUGGUUUAACAAAUUCAAUAAAAUUAUUGUUUGAAAAUGACACAGAUGUGAUAAGAAAAAACUAUCUUCAAGUAUAUUGUGUAAACAGAAAGUUAGAAGCUGGUUCAAUUAAAACAUACUUAAACUCUUUAAAAGAUUUUUGUUCAUAUCUUAUAAAAUCAAAGUAUCGUGAAUUUGACCUGUCUUUUGAAACUAUAUUUCAAACUAUUUUAAAUAUUGAAAAUUGGAGAAAAAAUUACCGUGCUAAAGACAGUAUAAGAAAACAUAAAAGAGCUGAAGAUGACCUUUUAAUGCUUGUUACCCCUGAACAGGUAAAGAAAUAUGAGCAGAGCAAAAAUGCAUCAACUGCAAAAAAAUUACUUGAGGAUUUGAAAAACAAUCCGAAUAAAGAAUUGACUAUGUUUGAUUAUUGUUGUUAUAGGGACCAUGUCUUUUUUAUUAUACACUUUGCCAGUGCCCAUAGAUCAGGUGUAACAGCAAAUAUGACUAUGGAAGAAUUUUUUAAAAUGAAAGUUUUUAAAGAUGGUAUGAAAAUGAUAAAUGUAUGGGAUCAUAAAACUGUUUCAACUUAUGGUCCAGCAAGAGUGACUUUAAAUUCUAUUGAAUUUGAAUGGAUUGAAGUUUUUGUGAAUCAUGUUAGAACAAAAUUACCUGCUAUUCAUUCAGAUAAAGUAUUUUUAUCAUGGUCUGGGAAAGAAAUGUCUUCUGGGGAUAUAAGUGGAAGAUUACAUUCGCUUUGGGUGAAAGCUGGUAAUUUUGAUGGGCGCUUUGUACCCAAAAAGCUCUCUGCUAACAUUGUCAGAAAAACAACUUCCACAUUAGUUCGUAAUAGCGAGUUUUAUAAAGAUAGAGGUGUUGUGGCUGACUCAAUGAUGCACAGUGAACUAACUGCUGCCACUCAUUAUCAUACCAGAAGUCAAGAGCUUAAUGCAAUUACUGGUGGCAAUAUUGUGCGCAAAAAUUUUUGUCGUUCCCCACUAACUAAAACAGACGAAGUUGAUAAAAGUAGUUUAACUGAGGAAAAAAAUGAUCAGCUUCUUACGUCAGAGAACCUCUUAAGUAAAAAUGAUUUUAGUUUUUCUUUGAUGAACACUCCUAAAAAAAUCUGGAGUAAGGAAGAAACAAGUUCUUUAAAUUUAUUAUUUCCUGAUAAUAAAUCUCAAAAUAUAUCGUAUAACCAAGUAAAAUCAAUGCUUGCCAAAUCUCCUUCAAUUAACAGUUCACCUAGACAAGUUUAUGACAAGCUGAAAAGAAUGAAAAGAAAGUAUCUGGAAGAUAUGCCAGAAGAAUCAAAGGUCAAGAAAAAUUUGCAGUUUGAACGCAAAACUUGGUCUUCUGAACAGAUAAAUGAGUUAAAAGUUAAUGGAAAAGAAUUAAUUUUGGGAGGACCUUUAUCACGAAGCCGAAUUUUAAGUGUUCUAAAAAACUCUAAACUAUUAAAAGAUUUCACCAUCACACAGUUGAGAACACGAAUUAAUCAUGAACGAAAUUAAACUUAGCUGUUUCUUGACUAUAACUUAUAAAUAAACAGUUAUUAUUUUUUUAUUUUUAAGUAUUUAAAUAAACAUUCCAGCUUUGUUAUUUCUUAUAUUAGGUUCCUUUUUUCAAUAUUAAGCUUAACUUUUAUGAUUACUAACGUGUGGCUUGGGAAUGUUUCCAUAAGGCCAUUUCCUUAUUUAAAUACACCACUAUGGAGAAAUAGUUGAAUCAGUUUUUACAACCAGAUGUCUUUCAUGGCAUUAACCUGUUAUGAUGAUCAGGACUAAGUAUUUUUAAUGUGAUACACUAGGUAUAUUAUCAUACAAGGUUUGCAAGUUCCUCCAACUUUUCCCCACAAAUAAAUCAAGGGGUUUUAUAUCAUAGCUUUCUUUGUCCUAGAAAAGUUGUCUUUGCCACAGUUAAAGAGCUUUACCUGCCAUAAUCAAGUAUCAGUUUAACUUCAUUACCAGAACAAGGAUUGAUUCAUAUAUAUUAAAUGUUAUCUUGCUUACAUUCAAUCACUAACAAUAUGAUAAAAUUUGAAAAAGUAGUUUUUACAAAAAUGGGCAGAAUUUUUAAAUCAUCAUAAAUAGAGACAAUUUAAACUUAGAUUAAGGUUUAUUACUCUGUUAAUUUGAAACUAAUGACAAAUUCUCUUAAAUUAUUUCAAUCGAAAAAGAUAAUUUUCUAAAAAAAAGGAACACAUGAUAAAAGUGAAUAAGAAUGAUUAUUAUGAAUAUGAAUAAGGACUUUUUAUGAUGUCACUAACAAAAAUUAAACCUAAAAUAUAAUAGCACUGUUAUUUUUACCUUUUUUAUUAUGACUGAUAAUAAUUAUUAAUUUAAUACUGAUUAAGAUUUUAUAAAAACAAAUUAAAAAUCUAAGGAGAGCUCUUAAAUUCAGUGUUAUCCCUUGGACAUCUUUUUAACACACAUUUAAGAUUAAUUUUUAAAUUAAUCUUAAAUGUGUUAAUCUUAAAUCUUUUAAAUUAAAUUUUAAAUAACUACAAGCAAUCUCUCACAGUAAAUGACAAUACAGUUACAGUUGCAGACAACGUCUUACAGUCUUACAGUUAAUGACAACCAAUAGAGUAAAGUUUUUACUGUCAAUUGAAAACAACGUUUAAAAUGCCAACUCAAUCUAGUUAGUGUGUAAAAUAGUUGUAUUUAUUCAUAUUAUAUAAUAUAAACUAUUGGUGCCACCAGUUAGUGCUAGUGAAUAUUUUAAUAUUGUUGUAUUUCUAUUACAACAAAAUAAUAAACUUAAAUGAUGUACUCUUUUUUUUUGCAGUUGAAACCAAUGAAAGUUUCUUUCAGAAAUUAAUGGCAGUGAAGUGGUACCUACAGUUGCAGCUCAAAAUAAGUAGGUUUGAAACUGUCUUUGUGUUGAUUGUGUUCUUUCUUUUAAUAUUUUCUUUACUUGAUAAAAUUAGUAAACUUUGGCCAAAUUUAAUUAGUAAUUUAGUAAUUUGCCUUUCAUUUUUGUUUUUCAGUUCUACUUAUAGAGCAAUACGUGGUAUAGAUACAAAGACGUGGUAUUAAAAAAUGCUACAGUUAAAAAAAAUCGUUUUACGAUUUUUUUGAGGUAAUUGUGAGCCUAAGGCUGAUGAUAAAUAGUACAUCUGGCUCCGUAUAUAUGUAUACACACAAACACACACAAGCUAUUUACAAAUCGAUAUUUCUAUAUUUAGGGUAAACUUUAGGCAAAGAAUGCGAGGAACUGUUAAACUGUUAUGAACAUAUUAUGCACUAUACCAUAUCAUGCACUACACGUGGCGCUCAGUUUACUCGACGAUCCAACUUAACAGGAUAUUAUCCAUUUUUCUAAUAUAUAUACAUAGAUGCAAAGUAUUCAAAAUGAUUAUAUUGUUAUUUAUAUAUUUAGGAUACAUUUAAACUAAAGACUAUGAAGAGCUGUAAAACUGCUAUUGGCAACAGUUGAUAAUACUAGACGCAUGUGUUAGUAAGUAAUUUGAAUCUCUGGUUGGAAUUCUUUUAAAUGCUUUUAUGCUUUUUACCCAUUGUUGCUGUGGAAAAGCUCAAUACCAAAGAUUUAAUAAAGGCAGAGUUAGGCAGGGUCGAAGGAUAUUUUUCGAACUAAUAAUCCAUUGUAGUGAAAAACGAACUAGUUCAAUCUUUUAAAAAAAAAAAGUUUUUUAGAUCAUAAUCGUCUUUGAAGUAAAAAAGUAAACAUGCCCAGUGGGCACAAGAAGCGUUUUAAACGUCUAAAUCACGUAUUAAAACGUUUUAAUACAUAUUCUAGACGUUUAAAACACGUCUCGUGCCCAUUGGGUGAUUUGAAGUAAAUUUCCAUUUGUUUUAUUUUUUUCAAGAAAAAAAAUUUGAAACUAAA